Molecule: messenger RNA, 1788 nt
Organism: Closterium sp. NIES-65
Lineage: Eukaryota; Viridiplantae; Streptophyta; Zygnematophyceae; Desmidiales; Closteriaceae
Source: the annotation of a GenBank genome assembly
AUGUCCCUCUCACCCACUCUCAUACGCUCUCAUUCCCUCCACCCACUCUCAUACGCUCUCAUUCCCUCUCACCCACUCUCAUUCGCUCUCAUUCCCUCACACCCACUCUCAUACGCUCUCAUUCCCUCUCACCCACUCUCAUACGCUGUCAUUCCCUCUCACCCACUCUCUUACGCUCUCAUUCCCUCUCACCCACCUCUCAUACGCUCUCAUUCCCUCUCGCCCACUUUCAUACGCUCUCAUUCCCUCUCACCCACUCUCAUACGCUCUCAUUCCCCUCCCACCCACACUCAUACGCUCUCAUUCCCUCUCACCCACUCUCAUACGCUCUCAUUCCCUCUCACCCACUCUCAUACGCUCUCAUUCCCUCUUGUCCACUCUCAUACGCUCUCAUUCCUCUCACCCACUCUCAUACGCUCUCAUUCCCUCUCACCCACUCUCAUACGCUCUAAUUCCCUCUCACCCACUCUGAUACGCUCUCAUUCCCUCUCACCACAACUCAUACACUCUCAUUCCCUCUCACCCACUCUCAUACCCUCUCAUUCCCUCUCACCCACUCUCUUACGCUCUCAAUCCCUCUCAACCACUCUCAUACGCUCUCAUUCCCUCUCACCCACUCUCAUACACUCUCAUUCCCUCUCACCCACUCUCAUACGCUCUCAUUCCCUCUCACCCACUCUCAUACGCUCUAAUUCCCUCUCCCCCACUCUCAUACGCUCUCAUUCCCUCUCACCACACUCAUACACUCUCAUUACCUCUCACCCACUUCUCAUACCCUCUCAUUCCCUCUCACCCACUCUCUUACGCUCUCAUUCCCUCUCACCCACUCUCAUACGCUCUCAUUCCCUCUCACCCACUCUCAUACGCUCUCAUUCCCUCUCACCCACACUCAUACGCUCUCAUUCCCUCUCACCCACUCUCAUACGCUCUCAUUCCCUCCCACCCACACUCAUACGCUCUCAUUCCCUCUCACCGACUCUCAUACGCUCUCAUUCCCUCUCACCCACUCUCUUACGCUCUCAUUCCCUCUCACCCACUCUCAUACGCUCUCAUUCCCUCUCACCCACUCUCAUACGCUGUCAUUCCCUCUCACCCACUCUCUUACGCUCUCAUUCCCUCUCACCCACUCUCAUACGCUCUCAUUCCCUCUCGCCCACUUUCAUACGCUCUCAUUCCCUCUCACCCACUCUCAUACGCUCUCAUUCCCUCCCACCCACACUCAUACGCUCUCAUUCCCUCUCACCCACUCUCAUACGCUCUCAUUCCCUCUCACCCACUCUCAUACGCUCUCAUUCCCUCUUACUCUCAUUCCCUCUCACCCACUCUCAUACGCUCUCAUUCCCUCUCACCCACUCUCAUACACUCUCAUUCCCUCUAUCCCACUCUCAUACGCUCUCAUUCCCUCUCACCCACUCUCAUAUGCUCUCAUUCCCUCUCGCCCACUCUCAUACGCUCUCAUUCCCUCUCGCCCACUCUCAUACGCUCCCAUUCCCUCUCACCCACUCUCAUACGCUCUCAUUCCCUGUCACCCACACUCAUACGCUCUCAUUCCCUCUCACCCACUCACAAACGCUCUCAUUGCCUCUAACCCACUCUCAUACGCUUUCAUUCCCUCUCACCCACUCUCUUACGCUCUCAUUCCCUCUCACCCACUCUCAUACACUCUCAUUCCCUCUAUCCCACUCUCAUACGCUCUCAAUCCCUCUCACCCACUCUCAUACGCUCUCAUUCCCUCUCAACCACACUCAUACACUCUCAUUCCCUCUCACCCACUCUCAUACGCUCUAA